UGUGGUGGCUGAACUAGGCAGCAUAAACAUGUUUCUGUCGGUAUCGUGUCGGAUCCGCAGUUUGAACACAGCGCAGCCGUGAGCGGAUAAACAAUGAUUCCCAUCACUGAGUUGCGGUACUUCGCAGACACCCAGCCAGCAUACAGAAUCCUGAAGCCAUGGUGGGACGUGUUCACCGACUACAUCUCCAUCGUAAUGCUGAUGAUUGCAGUGUUUGGCGGCACUCUGCAGGUCACUCAGGACAAAAUGAUCUGCCUGCCUUGCAAAUGGGUGGUCAACGAGACCUGUGACACAUACUCGCACAGGCAUUAUCCCAAUGCCACCCUGUCUUCUGUUCCGCUGUCUUUUGAACCCCAGGGCAUUCAGUAUGACUUGGAUCGGCACCAGUAUAAUUACGUAGAUGCUGUGUGUUACGAAGACAAGUUGCACUGGUUUGCAAAGUACUUCCCUUACUUGGUGCUCCUUCACACACUCAUCUUCCUGGCCUGCAGCAACUUCUGGUUCAAGUUCCCCCAUACCAGCUCUAAGCUGGAACACUUUGUUUCCAUUUUGCAUAAGUGCUUUGACUCUCCAUGGACCACGCGGGCCCUGUCAGAGACUGUGGUAGUGGAAAGUGACCCAAAACCCUCAGCGAAAAUGAACGGCUCCACGGACAAAAAAACCUCCAGUAUAAGUGAAGAUGUUGAGGCUAGUGUACCCAUGCUCCAAAGGUCAAAGUCCCGCAUCGAGCAAGGGAUUGUGGACCGCUCUGAAACUGGUGUCUUGGACAAGAAAGAAGGAGAGCAAGCAAAAGCUUUGUUUGAGAAGGUGAAGAAGUUUCGUUUACAUGUAGAAGAGGGUGACAUUGUAUACAGGCUUUAUAUCCGCCAGACCAUUAUCAAAGUCAUAAAAUUCAUUCUGAUCAUUUGCUACACAGGAUACUACGUUCGCAAUAUUCAGUUUAGUGUAGACUGCAGUGUUGAUAUUGAGAGCCUCACAGGUUAUCGUAUGUAUCGUUGCGCACAUCCUCUUGCCACCCUCUUUAAAAUCUUGGCUUGCUUCUACAUCAGCUUAGUGAUAGUUUACGGCUUGAUUUGCAUGUACACGUUGUGCUGGAUGCUUAGCCGCUCUCUGAAGAAAUACUCCUUUGAGUCAAUUCGAGAGCAGAGCAGCUACAGUGACAUUCCUGAUGUGAAAAAUGAUUUUGCUUUCAUGCUUCAUCUGAUUGACCAGUAUGACCCACUCUACUCCAAGCGUUUUGCCGUCUUCCUGUCAGAGGUAAGCGAAAACAAACUUCGGCAGCUAAACCUCAACAAUGAGUGGACCUUGGAAAAGCUGCGACAGCGGGUCACAAAGAACUCGCAGGAUAAGCUGGAGCUGCAUCUCUUCAAUCUGAGUGGCAUCCCAGAUACAGUGUUUGACUUGCUGGACUUGGUGGUGUUGAAGUUGGAACUCAUUGCUGAUGUCACUAUACCCCCCAUUAUUUCCCAGCUUUCCAACCUGAGGGAGCUGUGGCUCUACCACACGCCUGCCAAAAUCGAGGCCCCUGCCUUGGCCUUCCUACGAGAGAACCUUCAGUCAUUGCACAUCAAAUUUACAGACAUUAAAGAGGUCCCAUUGUGGAUUUACAGUUUGAAGAACCUAAGGGAGUUGCACCUUACAGGAGACUUGAGCUCUGAGAACAACCGAUUCAUUGUUAUUGAAGGGCUUAGGGAGCUGAAACACCUCAAGGUCCUACGGCUAAAGAGUAACUUGUCCAAGCUGCCACAAGUGAUCUCGGAUGUGGGUGUGCACCUACAUAAGCUUUCCAUUGACAAUGAAGGUACCAAGUUUAUGCUGGGCAAUGGUGUGAAGAAGAUGAUGAACUUGCAAGAACUGGAGCUUAUUCGCUGUGACCUUGAGCGCAUCCCUCAUGGCAUCUUUAGCCUAUGCAACUUACAGGAGAUUGAUCUGAAGGACAACAACCUUAAGACCAUUGAGGAGAUUCUCAGUUUCCAGCACCUGCAACGGCUGGUCUGCCUUAAGCUUUGGUACAACCAGAUUGCCUACAUUCCUCUUCAUAUUGGAAUCCUCACCAACCUGGAGCGACUCUACUUAAACCGUAACAAGAUUGAGAAGAUACCCAGCCAGCUGUUCUUCUGCCGUAAAUUGCGUUAUCUGGAUUUAAGUCACAACAACCUCACCUCCAUCCCAGCUGACAUUGGAUUCCUCCAGAACCUACAGUACUUUGCUGUGACUGCUAAUCGGAUCGACAACCUGCCAGCAGAGCUGUUCCAGUGCAAGAAGCUGCGCGCUCUCCUCCUUGGCAGCAACUGCCUGCAGACGCUACCAUCACGCAUUGGUGAGCUCACUUGCCUCACGCAGCUGGAGUUGCGGGGAAACCAGCUCGAAUGUCUGCCUGUGGAGCUGGGUGAGUGCCGCCUACUCAAAAGGGGUGGCCUUGUUGUGGAAGAGGACCUCUUCAACACGCUGCCCUCUGAGGUGAAGGAACAGCUGGGGAGGACUGAGAAGGAGCAGGCCUGAACACAAUGCAGUGGAGAGCCAAUGGUACAAAGGGGUAAGGGAGACGAAGAGCCUAAGGUGUUGGACAUUUCAGAGAAACAAAGCGAUCUCAAGAGCAUGGCCGUGUGUGCUCGCUUUAUUUCAGAUGUUUUGCUUAUCAACCAUCCUGCACACAAAAGGACCUACAACAGAAGGGGGAAAAAGUGCCUUUUAAAAUAGGUCAGAGUCCACACUGAAGCUGAAGGUGUAAAAGGACAGAUGACAAUGGCCAGUGGUGCUCCGCACAGGGGUCCUUACGAGCGACUGCAUUUCCCAUAUUCCUCUGGGUUCUCUCGGGACAGUGGCCCACUUCGAGGAGCAUAGGGAGGUUUCACAGCAGAUGGCAUUGUGUUUCAUGUGAAAGGCAGGGUGGCAUUUGGUGUAAUACUGCCUGUGGGCAGGGCAGUUGCAAAGAGAGCGUCCCACCACAUGAACGCAUUUCCUCUGUGUGUCCCAAUUUUCCAGGAUCCUGAGAUGAAAAGACCCAUUUAACAACUUUGUGUGUGUGUGUGUGUGUAUACACUCGGUUACAAAAAUUUCAAACUGUACAUGCAGAAGGUGCCUUGCCUGUAGCUGCUUUGUAUGCUUACUGGAGGGGUACCUGGAGGAUGUCCUUGAUGCUGAGUCUGUGAGGAUGCACUGUAGAGGAGCAACAGCAUUGUGCAGAGUUGGAUUUGUGUGUGUAUAAUGUGUAUAAAAGGAACCAAAAAAACAAAUGUCUGUCAAGCAGAAGGAUUACACAGGACUUUCUUAGAGGAUGGCCUCAAUGUAUGUGCAAUAUUUUUCCAGGACAUUUAGAGAGCUUCAAAUUGUGACCUGUCUUUUGGUACAGAGUCUUUGCCUUAGGUUUAAAGAAAACCACUACAGGUAGAUUUUUGAAAUCAGCUAAUUUUCUUACUAAUACUGGCCUUAACUAUCUUGCUAUCUGGAUGAUGUUUUCAGUUUAUUGUGUACAAACAUUAACAUAUUUCUACCAAGCCAGAAUUUUGCACAAAAUGAAUCCAGCAUGCAACCGAAAUGUGUUUAAAAUGGUGUUCCACUGGUAUGGGGGAUAAAAUGUGGCUUAUAUUGAAAUAAUUUUGGUAGAAAGUACUUGUUCUUAUUUAUUGGACAAAAGUAUGGUACAUACAUAACGCGUCACUGCUUAUGGUGUAAAAAGAGGAAAAACCCUCAAUCUUGUAUGCAAAUGAUUUUCUGCAAAGGAUGUUUUUUCAAAUGCCUCAUUCAGUCCUUUGCACUGAGUGAGAAGGGGAGCUACUUUACCCUGGUCUGAAAACCCGUCUAUGUAGGAUGGUAAGGGGUUCUACCUUUGCAACAGCAACUACUGCUGGCCCGGGCAGGACUGGCAACUGCAAGACUUGACACGUUUUUGCUGCAACCUCCUGUGGUUUUAAAGGCCGUUACGGGAUGAAAACCGAAUCCACAAUGUACCAGUCACCUAAGGAUUACUUUCUAUGAGAGAUCCCCUGGAUGCCUUUAUUCAUCUGCAGAUUCUUUAAAUGCAGAGAAUUGUGUGGCCCAAGUCAUCUUGAAGUUAUUUUCUGGUAUGGAGACUGCAUUAAAUGUUGAGAACAUCAAACUGCAGUAUUGUAUCUAUUGGAGUGGGAGAAAUAUGGCGAAGAACUGAUGACCUCUCUAAUUGCCCCCUUUUUCCGAGGGUCCCGAUCGUGCAUGCCCUCAUUUUCUGCACGUCGCUGACCAGACUUUUGACCGCUUUUGUCAUUGACAACUGACACACUAGGUUAUUUGAAUACACCUUACUUAAACACAAACAUUGAAACACUUCUUAGUGCUUGGAUUUUCUUAUUUUCCAGGCACCAGUAAUGCCUAAUUAAAGAUGAUUAUUAAAUCCUGUAGUUUUUUUUUUUUUUUUUUCUGCCCUUCCA
Scleropages formosus (Asian bonytongue) is the source of this 4406-nucleotide messenger RNA. RefSeq names its product leucine rich repeat containing 8 VRAC subunit Aa (gene lrrc8aa). Gene Ontology annotation, molecular function: protein binding. The record is from RefSeq and is a predicted model, not a curated record. Bases 94 to 2502 code for a protein of 802 amino acids. The transcript has 3 exons. Lineage: Eukaryota; Metazoa; Chordata; Actinopteri; Osteoglossiformes; Osteoglossidae.